UUCGAGCCACUUUUUAGCUUUCUGAGUAGCGUAUUUUCAUUUUAUUUUGUGUUAUCCUUUCAUUUACGCGUAAUAAAUAACAUGUAUGUAGUUGUAACAGUAGCGUGAUUAGUUUAUUAGACUAUUUGUAAGUGCACUUACAGUGUUAUAUAAACGGUAGAGGGCUAAUCGUUUCGGCAAUCCCGAUGCAUAUAACUACAUAGUACGUCAGUGAACGAAUGGUGGCAUUAAGAUAAUGGAUGUGGAUGCUCCUAACAUAUUAAAAAGGUGCAGUAGUGCACCGUUAAUAAAUGAAGCAGCCACUACGGCGGCCACAUCGCCCACGACGAGCGUAGCACCCAGGAACACGUCGAUCUUCAGCAUGUUUUCAAACAACAACCUGACGCGCACGCGCAGGCAUAGCGGGACCUUUGGUACUGUCACCUCGCCAAUCAACGUAACUAGCUCGUGGGCGCGGAUGGCGCCGCGGGUGAACCAGCUGCGCGCCGAGGAGUGCGCUGACGUGAGCAACACGCGCGAGGUGGCGCACGAGAGGGAAAUACACACCGCCAUGCAAAUGGGCCAAUCUUGUGAGGAUCUGACGCUAGUCGCCGGAUUAGCCAACUCACCUACUAGGACACCUAGAUUUUCACCAGUAGUCUCCCCUUCUCCAACGCGGAAGUACACGACGCGGCGGAGCUUGUCCCCCAUUGCUAUCCGAGCGUCAAGCUUCAGUCCCGUCAGCCGGCCAAACAUGCUGUCUGGCAAGCGACGGUGCGACGAGGCAGACUCUCCUCUAUCCAAACGUAUGUGCACCUCAGACAGACUCACACCCUCCACGCCAGGCACGCCAGACUCAGACUCCUUAGAGUGCACAUUCAGGCCAGUCUCCCCCAGAGUCCAGCCUAUGAAUGAGUGUUCGCACGAGUCUACAGAUGUCCAAGGAAAUCACAAAUCAACAAAUACUAGCUAAUAGUGUAUAAACAAUUUUAUAACAGGUUUUUAAAAUUGAAACUUUUGCGGGAAUAGUUAUAUUAAGACAUCUCUUGCCAACAUCUUCGGAUAUACAGUCCAAAUUUUUAUGACAUUCAAUUUUACAUUGAUUAAAAUAGUAGCUUUUAUAAAAUUACAAGUUAAGAUCUAAUAUUUUCGCAAAAGUUUUCAACUCAAUUCUAGUACUAUGGGUUUUAAUGACUUCUCGAUACUACGGUAUUUUAUAUUUCCAAAGUAUAGCGAGUCAUUACAAACCCAGUAAUAAUCUUCAUAGGGUUCAAAUUCGUGUAUUUGUUCCAAUACAGUAGCCUACCACGUUGGUUCCUAAUGAACUUGAAAUUAUUAACGUAGUUUUAUAGGAAUGAACUGUAAAGUACGUCUCAAAUGGCUUUGCUUCCGUUGCUAAAUGCCAUAUUGUAAAUAACAUAUUUUAUAAUAGCUGUAUGUCUUGUCUGAGACUGGCUGGAGUCAAUGACAACAUCAGGUCAUAGUGUACAAUUAUCAAAAGCAAAUUCGUCCUUGACACGACACAGGGUAGUGUUAAAUUUUCCAUCGUCAAGGUGCGCUAAACUAGCCGAAUAAGAAUGAGGUGUUUUGAUAAUUUCAAAAGUCAAUAGCAAGAGAAAUGUACUAGUUGAUCAAUAUAUAAUAUUUAGCAGCGGACGAGCGCAUGAGAUAGACUUAAGCGAGUGCCCUAUUGUUAGCCAAAGCAUCCAAAACUUUAUUGUAAAUAUAUUUAGAAGCGUUCGCGUGUAUAGAACGUGUAAUGUAUAUAAUUUAUAUCGUAAGUUAGGGUAGUGAACACUCGAAAGCGUGUAGGUAUUAUUGCAGGAGCGAUAACUUCGUGUAGUUUUGUUUAGUCAUUGGUAUUUAAAUGUAUAUCGCGUUGCGACAAUAAGUUGCGUGCUUUACACUUUGUAAGCAAAUAUGAAAACCUCUGUUUUGGUCGAUUUUGUAUCUAUUUUAGUUUUGUCGAAUAUUUCUGUGAUUUGAGGUUUGAUGUGAAGUGGCUUGCAUGGAUCCGGGAACGUUUGAAAUGUUAAUUUCUCACAUUGUAUGUUAUUUAUUUAACAAACUUAUAAUCGUCAUAAUAAAAUGUAGUAUUUCAAACGCAUUUUCAGCAGUAAGUUGCACAAAUUAAUGAUUGUAAUUUUCAUUAUAAAUAAGGUUUUAUAGGAGUCAUGUAAGCCGCGUGAUGUUUAAAUUAAUCCGCCGAUUGUAAUUUAAGUUUAUAAACAAAACAUAUUGUUACUGAGGAGCUGAGUAUUUACUAGGCAAUAAGAAAAUAUGACACGGCGUAAAAUUGCCUAUCACGACCAUACACCAUACUUAUUUCGAGUUUAUUUACUCUCAAGCUCAAACGUACUAUUGCCUAACUGAUGCAAAAUAAGAAUAUUUCAGUCUCUGUUUAUGUAAAUUUGUCUAGUGAAUACAAUGGCCGUAGGUAUUGAUGGUUUUUUCUUAGUUAUUGUAACCUCACCCACUGUAAGGCAAAAAUUAAUAAUAUUCGGCAAACACGUUACGGCUUUAAUGAAGUAUCUUUGACGGUAGAAAUGAUAAGUACAGAAAUAAUAAAUGGUUUUGAAGCUAUUUUAUUCCCAUACUUUACAAUAUGAAACGUUAUUUUUUGACAUUUGGUGUAACAUUGGACUACACUCUGAUACCGUUAACAAUACACAUAUUAAUCAAUCUAAACUUGGCUUAGUUAAAUCCACAUAUGUAAAUAAUUAACAUGAACUUUCUUACCUAACCGAUAAUACAAAGGCGUGAGUUUUUGUAUUUGUGUAAUGGCCCAAUUUCACCGACACAGAAUGACUAUAUUAUUUUCUCAUAAUCAAAAUACAAAUAGAAAUCUUUAAGCAGCAGAAAUUACAAAUCUUUGUUUUACGUCACUAAUGAAUAUAAAAUAGUACCUUAAUCAUUUCUAAUCGUUACAGACACUUCAAACUCCUGCCAUGCAUCCGCAUGUUCGCAAAAUGUGCAAUAUUUUCUCCACUACGCCGUAACGUGUAGCCGCAACAUUGCCUUACAAUUUCUGAUAGCUUAGGAAAUGUGAUCUACAUAUUUUUAGCUAUAGAUUUCCUCAGGUUUAUUUACACGAUUUAGAUCUAUGGGAACUUUGUUUGUCCGCAUUUAUUGAACCACAAAAAUAGACAAUGGAUUUUUACCAGCCAGAUUUAUAACGCAAACAUGCAAAAAUAUUUUAAAUUGAAUAGAAUUAUUAGAUGUUUUCUUGAAUAAAGAUGGACGCGGACGUAACAAAGCAAUCCAUUCCUUUUAAUUUAAAAAAGAUCGUUGACGUAUAGUAAAAGCGAUCUGUGUAAGACCACCUAUAUUUGUCAUAAUCAAAUAAUCCAUCUCAAUGAUUUAAAUUAAUUAAUGAGCCCUCCUGUAGGUACCGGGAGUAGAAUUUUAUGUAAUGUGAUAAAUCUUUUGAUGUAUCGAAAUGUAAUUUUUAUAACACCUGUAAUAAUUGUGUUGCUGACGGAAAUUAAUCGUUUUUUGGAUUACCUCAUGGUUGCAGUCGUGACCUGAACGUGCAUUUGUGUUAAUAUAGUUUGUGCUAUGUAUAUAAGUUGUAAGGCCACGACAUCUUGUCCCGUUUACCUACGCGUAUAAGUAGGUAUUGUUUCGUAAUUUUUUGUAUGUAUGUAUUAGUCAAGAUGUCAGGUUUGACUGCUGGAAAAACCAUUUUGUUUUCAAGUGUGAUUAAAUCACAACAUGAAUAA
Spodoptera frugiperda (fall armyworm) is the source of this 3701-nucleotide messenger RNA. RefSeq lists its product as uncharacterized. Gene Ontology annotation, molecular function: protein serine/threonine phosphatase inhibitor activity. The record is from RefSeq and is a predicted model, not a curated record. The transcript is spliced from 4 exons. NCBI's taxonomy places the organism in Eukaryota, Metazoa, Arthropoda, Insecta, Lepidoptera, Noctuidae. Bases 236 to 952 code for a protein of 238 amino acids.